AACCUUCUCAUUUUUGAACAUUCCCAGAGCAGUAAGCCCAGACCAAAAUGAAGAGAAGGGGUCUUGAAAGCUGCCUUUUAAGUCUCAAUAACACUACUAAAUAAGCUGCUGGACCCAUAUGCAGAGACCUUUCUCUUGGGCAUCCUACAACCUGCAGCGGGUAACGCAGGGAGAGAGGAAAACCCUGAGGAGACGCUCCAGGUUGCCUGUUUGCUGAGAUAGAAGGAGCGGCAGCCUGCGGAGCCACGCGCAGCGUCACGGAACUGGCGCGGGAGCACCCGGCGCGCAGGCCUGGAGCUGCUGCUGCUGCUGCUGCUGCUACUGCUGGCGGGUUCCUGGCGCUGCAGAACACGCCGCGCCACCGGCAGGAGCGCCUGGGGCUAGCAGGAGAAUACCCCGAGGAGUCCGCGCUGCACCAUGCAGAGCCUGGUAACACCUGCUUUGUGCACUCCAGGCAACGGAGGAACCUGGAGAGGUUGGCCAGUUGUCUAAAAGCUGGAGUGGUAACGGAACCAAAGAAAGCUAGAACAUCUCAUCUCUCCAAGACUGGGAUUUUGUUCCUCCAAAUUGCAGGGAGUCCAAGUAGAGGUCAUGAGGGGCAAGCGAGGAUGUCCAAGAAUGACUGAGGUCUGGGAAGGUGGUCAUCUUCUCUGAGCCCUGGAAAAUCUCCUUGACAUUUUUUACACUUUGAAGCAGCUGCAGCUGGUGUCGUCGGAAAAGGGGGUGGGAGGAAAGAGAGGGGGCGGGGAGAUUGUGGAGUCACGGGCGCAAGCCAGGAGCAGCGCCUCGUCUGCCAAUCCUGGCACCUGUGCGCCAAGCCGCUGCACCGCGGAGGACCCCGCUCCGGGCCAAUUGUGGGCUCCGAGCCACGGCCACCCAGCCUCUGGGCCAGUGCGACCUGCAGCCACCCACCCUGGGCCCCCGCUGCCACCCACAGCUGCGGGAGCGCACAACCCCAGCUAGUGCUUGCUGUGACCCGGGCCCCAGGGACCCUUGCUCCUUCAGAGACGUCGUGGCCGGCUCGGGCAGAAGCCGAGUUGAGUACAGGAUUCGCCCGCGCUGCCUUUCUCUUCUCCGCCCAGGAUUUAUUGUCUGUGGAGCCUUCUGGGGGCGGGGAGGGAGCUGCGCCUCCGCCGCCGCCGCCACUGCUGCUGCUACGGUCGCUAGCGCGGCGCGCUGGGCGGGCGGAGGCCGGGGACUGGCCGCGCUGGUGCUCCCGGCGGGCUCCCGGCUCCCCCCUGGCACCUCUCCAGCCUUGCACCUGAAGGGCAGUGGCAUCAUGGUCUGACGCGGCAACUGCCCGGAGUCCCCUCUGCCUUUUGCUUUGGAGGACUCCCGUACCGGCUUCACUGCGGACCCCAGAGCACUUUAAGGAGUAACCCUCGGCAGCUGCAAGGCCUUAGCACCCGGGACCCUCAUGGGUAGUUUCUGCUUCUGACGAUGAUGGAGAGCCUAAUACGGGGAAGGAAUCCCCCACAAUAUCAGCGAAGUCCUUAUAAGGAGGCUCGUGCAGCACUUCGGAAGAGGCCUGAAGAGGAGUUGCAGUGCCUGGAGAUGACCACCAAACGGAAGCUCAUUGGCCGCCUGGUGCCCUGCCGCUGCUUCCGCGGUGAGGAAGAGAUCAUCUCAGUGUUGGAUUACUCCCACUGCAGCCUGCAACAGGUGCCCAAGGAGGUCUUCAACUUUGAACGCACACUAGAGGAGCUCUAUCUGGAUGCCAAUCAGAUUGAGGAGCUGCCCAAGCAAUUGUUCAACUGUCAAGCUCUGCGGAAACUAAGCAUUCCUGAUAAUGACCUCUCAAGUCUGCCGACCUCUAUUGCUAGCCUAGUUAAUCUGAAAGAACUCGACAUCAGUAAAAAUGGUGUACAAGAAUUUCCAGAAAACAUAAAGUGCUGUAAGUGUUUAACCAUUAUUGAAGCCAGUGUCAAUCCCAUUUCUAAACUACCCGAUGGCUUCACACAGCUUCUUAACCUGACCCAGCUCUACCUGAAUGAUGCCUUCCUUGAAUUUCUUCCAGCUAAUUUUGGAAGACUUGUCAAAUUGAGGAUCUUGGAGUUAAGAGAAAAUCACUUGAAAACUCUACCAAAAUCAAUGCACAAACUGUCCCAGCUGGAAAGACUUGACCUAGGCAAUAAUGAAUUCAGUGAGCUGCCUGAAGUUCUGGAUCAAAUACAGAAUUUGAGGGAGCUAUGGAUGGAUAACAAUGCAUUGCAAGUGCUGCCUGGGUCUAUAGGGAAGUUAAAGAUGUUGGUAUACCUGGAUAUGUCAAAAAACAGGAUAGAAACGGUUGACAUGGAUAUUUCUGGAUGUGAAGCCCUUGAGGACCUCUUACUAUCAUCCAAUAUGUUGCAACAGCUGCCUGACUCAAUAGGACUGCUGAAAAAGCUAACAACUCUAAAAGUAGAUGACAAUCAACUCACUAUGCUACCCAAUACAAUUGGAAACUUAUCUUUAUUAGAAGAAUUUGACUGCAGCUGCAAUGAGCUGGAAUCCCUUCCUUCCACCAUUGGCUACCUGCACAGCCUGCGAACGUUAGCAGUCGAUGAGAAUUUCCUCCCAGAGUUGCCCAGAGAAAUUGGCAGCUGUAAGAAUGUCACCGUUAUGUCUCUACGCUCCAAUAAACUAGAAUUUCUUCCUGAAGAAAUUGGGCAGAUGCAGAGGCUGCGAGUCUUAAAUCUGAGUGAUAACAGGUUGAAGAAUUUGCCAUUCUCAUUCACCAAACUCAAAGAGCUUGCAGCAUUGUGGCUUUCCGACAAUCAGUCCAAGGCCCUUAUCCCUCUACAAACAGAAGCCCACCCAGAAACCAAGCAAAGGGUACUGACCAACUACAUGUUUCCCCAGCAACCCCGUGGUGAUGAAGAUUUCCAGUCAGACAGCGACAGCUUCAACCCCACCCUGUGGGAGGAGCAGAGACAACAGCGCAUGACUGUUGCCUUUGAAUUUGAGGAUAAAAAAGAAGAUGACGAAAGUGCUGGGAAAGUAAAGGCUCUCUCCUGCCAAGCCCCCUGGGACAGGGGCCAGCGUGGGAUUACUCUCCAACCUGCCAGGCUGUCUGGCGAUUGCUGCACACCAUGGGCCAGGUGUGAUCAGCAGAUCCAAGAUAUGCCCGUCCCCCAGAGUGACCCCCAGCUGGCAUGGGGUUGUAUAAGUGGCCUCCAGCAGGAGCGGAGCAUGUGUGCUCCCUUGCCAGUGGCAGCACAGUCCACCACUCUUCCCUCUCUAAGUGGCAGACAGGUUGAAAUAAACCUAAAACGAUAUCCAACUCCUUACCCAGAGGAUUUAAAGAAUAUGGUAAAAUCUGUUCAAAAUCUGGUGGGUAAGCCAAGCCAUGGAGUGCGUGUUGAGAACUCAAAUCCAACAGCUAACACGGAGCAAACUGUGAAAGAAAAGUUUGAACACAAGUGGCCGGUGGCCCCAAAGGAGAUUACAGUGGAGGAUUCUUUUGUUCAUCCAGCUAAUGAAAUGAGGAUUGGGGAACUUCACCCUUCAUUAGCUGAGACCCCUCUGUACCCACCCAAACUUGUUCUGCUAGGGAAGGACAAAAAAGAAUCAACUGAUGAGUCUGAAGUUGACAAAACUCACUGUCUGAAUAACAGUGUCUCCUCAGGCACCUACUCAGACUACUCACCCUCCCAGGCUUCCUCGGGGUCCUCUAACACCCGCGUGAAAGUGGGGUCCUUGCAGACAACAGCUAAAGAUUCCGUCCAUAACUCUUUGUGGGGUAACAGGAUUGCACCACCUUUCCCACAGCCUCUGGAUGCAAAGCCAUUACUCAGCCAACGGGAGGCUGUUCCUCCAGGGAAUCUCCCCCAGCGUCCUGAUCGGCUGCCAAUGAGUGAUGCUUUCCCUGACAACUGGACCGACGGCUCCCAUUACGAUAACACGGGUUUUGUCUCAGAGGAAGCCACGGCAGAGAAUGCCAACAAUAACCCUCUCUUAAGCGCCAAAGCUAGAAGCAUACCUGCUCAUGGGCGUAGGCCUUUAAUCAGGCAAGACAGGAUUGUUGGUGUUCCCCUGGAACUGGAGCAGUCCACACAUAGACACACGCCAGAAACAGAAGUGCCUCCUUCCAAUCCCUGGCAGAACUGGACCAGAACCCCCAGUCCAUUUGAAGACAGGACUGCUUUUCCUUCCAAGUUAGAAACAACCCCUACUACCAGCCCCUUGCCUGAAAGAAAAGACCACAUGAAGGAGCCUACAGAGACACCAGGUCCCUUUUCUCCAGGAGUGCCAUGGGAGUAUCAUGAUCCCACCCCCAACAGGAGUCUCGGUAAUGUCUUUUCUCAAAUCCACUGCCGCCCAGAUUCAUCUAAAGGUGUUAUUGCAAUUAGCAAAAGCACAGAGAGGCUGUCCCCACUCAUGAAAGAUAUAAAGUCCAACAAGUUCAAAAAGUCUCAGAGUAUUGAUGAGAUUGACAUUGGUACCUACAAGGUUUAUAACAUUCCACUAGAAAACUAUGCCUCUGGGAGUGACCACUUGGGAAGCCACGAGCGGCCAGACAAGUUGUUGGGACCAGAGCACGGCAUGUCCAGUAUGUCCAGGAGCCAAUCAGUACCCAUGCUGGAUGACGAGAUGCUCAUGUAUGGAAGUAGUAAAGGGCCACCCCAACAGAAAGCAUCUAUGACUAAGAAGGUCUAUCAGUUUGACCAAAGCUUCAAUCCUCAAGGAGCAGUGGAAGUUAAAGCAGAGAAGAGGAUUCCACCCCCUUUUGCACACAAUUCUGAGUAUGUGCAGCAGCCCAGCAAAAACAUCGCCAAGGAUCUGGUCAGCCCCAGAGCCUAUAGAGGUUACCCACCCAUGGAGCAGAUGUUCUCCUUUUCCCAGCCAUCUGUAAAUGAGGAUGCCAUGGUGAAUGCUCAGUUCGCCAGCCAGGGGCCCAGAGCAGGCUUCCUAAGGAGGGCUGACUCCCUGGCCAGCUCCACUGAAAUGGCCAUGUUCAGAAGAGUCAGCGAGCCCCAUGAGCUGCCCCCUGGUGACAGGUAUGGCCGAACAGCCUAUAGGGGAGGGCUGGAAGGCCAGAGCAGCAUUUCAAUGACUGAUCCCCAGUUCCUCAAGAGGAAUGGCAGGUAUGAAGAUGAGCACCCUUCAUAUCAAGAAGUGAAAGCGCAGGCGGGAAGUUUCCCUGCUAAAAACCUUACCCAGAGGAGGCCACUGUCUGCCAGGAGCUACAGCACAGAGAGUUACGGAGCCUCCCAAACAAGGCCAGUUUCAGCUAGGCCUACCAUGGCAGCCCUCCUGGAAAAAAUACCAUCUGACUAUAACCUGGGUAACUAUGGUGACAAGCCGUCAGAUAACAGUGAUAUAAAGACAAGGCCCACCCCUGUGAAGGGAGAGGAGAGCUGUGGUAAAAUGCCGGCAGACUGGAGACAGCAGCUGCUUAGACAUAUAGAAGCUAGAAGGUUAGACAGGAACGCUGCUUACAAACACAACACAGUUAACCUUGGCAUGCUGCCCUAUGGAGGUAUUUCAGCAAUGCAUGCAGGCAGAAGCAUGACUUUAAACUUGCAGACUAAGUCUAAAUUUGACCUUCAAGACCUACCUCUUCAGAAAACCCCGUCCCAGCAAAGCAACAUUUUAGACAAUGGACAAGAAGAUGUCUCUCCUAGUGGCCAAUGGAAUCCUUACCCACUUGGGAGGCGGGAUGUACCUCCGGACACCAUUACUAAAAAGGCAGGUAGCCACAUUCAGACCCUGAUGGGGUCACAGAGCCUUCAACAUCGAAGCCGGGAGCAGCAGCCAUAUGAGGGGAACAUCAACAAAGUGACCAUCCAGCAGUUUCAGUCGCCAUUGCCCAUCCAGAUCCCUUCAUCACAGGCCACCCGGGGACCUCAGCCUGGACGGUGCUUAAUUCAAACGAAAGGGCAGAGGAGUAUGGAUGGCUAUCCUGAGCAGUUCUGUGUGAGAAUAGAAAAGAAUCCUGGGCUUGGAUUUAGUAUCAGCGGUGGAAUUAGUGGGCAAGGAAAUCCUUUCAAACCUUCCGACAAGGGUAUCUUUGUUACUAGGGUUCAGCCUGAUGGACCAGCAUCCAACCUACUACAGCCCGGGGAUAAGAUCCUUCAGGCAAAUGGACACAGUUUUGUGCAUAUGGAACAUGAAAAAGCUGUUUUACUACUGAAGAGCUUCCAGAACACAGUAGACCUAGUUAUUCAACGUGAGCUCACUGUCUAAAUGUUUUUAUAAAUAGUGAAGAUAUGUCAGGCCAGAGCUAAUGUUCAAAAUUAAAUUUAUACAUAGAAACAAAUUUUGCCAGUUGCUGGACCAAUGGCAAACACCAGUGCCAGGUGUAUAAUAUUGUACGUUAGCCUUGACUACCCUGAAAAAUGUUACCUAUAAACAUGGCGUUCAUGCGCGGUUCUGUAUCAGUUCCAGCGGCAGCCUCUGGCUGUACAUUGGUGCGGUUUUGUUUCUGUUUUUGUUUUUUAAUCAAAUAAGUUGUCUUCUAAAAGUGGAUUUCCUAUCAUUUCGGAGCACGGAAGCACACACAAGCUCUUUACAAAUUCUGCUCUCCAUCAGAAAUACUGCCUCAAAAGUUGUAUAUAAAGAAUUGUAAUCCCCAUAAAGUAUUUCUAGCACAAGGUAUAUGUUGGCAUAUAUACAAAAAAGAAUAUAGAAAAAUGAUAUUUUCGUAAACAUCUUGGAUUGAGAAAGAAAAUAUAUCUUAAAAUAAGACUUUACUAUAUUGAAUCUUUUUCAAUAAAAAUUACAUGAUUACGCCUUAUGGAAGCAACUGUACAUAAAGUAUAAGGUAUUUAUAUUUGGUUCCACAACCAUUUGCUAAAUUCCCACGCAGAGUGAAAUAGUUCAUAAAUUAUCCAUUAAUCUCUGGGACCUGAGUAAAAAUUGGAGAAGGUAAAUCUGUUUAAUGCCUUUAGCUAAUUAAAAGGACACAAGCAGACUUCAGAGACAGACCACAGGCUGCUGCAGACCAGGUUCUUUACCACAGCCAGAAGCAGUGAGUGAGGAGUGGCGGGGAAGGCUUAAUGCUUUAAUGUUCUGUUUCCUCGGGGUUAUGUCGACUAUAAACUGUGGUCCCUGUGAUUCCCUUACUGUAAAUGUGGAACUUAUCCGUGUGCUGCUUUAUUUAAUUUGCUACUUUUAAAUCAUUUUCAAUGAACUUUGGGAAUUGAUAACUUUUAUUAUAGAGAGAGACUUGUUAGAAAGCCAUGGUGGGUGAUUUCAAAACCUUGGUGUUGAAAUAUGGAACUUCAGAUAUAAUUUCUCAGAGCUGUGGUCUGCUAGUAUCAUGAAUCUUAAUGCCUGUUUUUUUUUUUGUAGACAGAAAUAGACAAAUUUUUUUCUUCAAAAAAAGUUUCAAGAAACAUAAACAUGAAUGCAAUCAUACAGAGAGUGAAAAAAGCCUAAUGUACUUUUACAUUGUGUUUCCCUUUGUGAAAAUUCAAAAUAUGUUUUAUAAUCCUUUAAAGUAUUUCUUUUUAUAGUAGUCAUUAAUUUGAUUAAAAUAUUAAUUUGAAAUUUCAGGUCGACUUUCCAUAAUUAGUUGCACACAUUCCCUCAUAUACCUACACCACUUUUUAUAUAGCAAAUUUAUCUCACAUGCUAGUGUUUGAAAUUUUACAAUGCAAUCACAUGUGGAUGUCACCAGAGCUCUGAGGAUAAUAUUUGUAAGUUUAUGUUUUAUGGGGACAUUGAAAAUAUUGUAUUUUUGUAGGAUCUAUUAAAAUGAGUGCCACUUAUUAUAAGUACAGUGGUGUUUUGGCAUAGAAUUUGUCACUUGGAGACAAAUGCAACUUCAUUUACAGGCGGUGCACUAGUUUUUGUGUUGAUUUAUGUCAGGAUGGCACGAUACCGUGGUUUUAUGGCUUUGACAAUUAGCUACUGAUUUGAGAUUGACCUUUUUGGCAUAUUACACAGAAGCAGCCUUUAAGUGCAUUUUCAUACAUUGAAAGCAUCUAAUGAAAAGUGUCUUUCAAACCCUAAUUUUCGGUUUCAAAAGCUCAUGGCACAUCACCGUAGCAGAUGUUCUAGGCUCAGUCUUAGUCAAAAGAAACCAGCCAAGCUCAGAACAUAGUAUGGCAGCUUGAAACAUCCAGAAAGCACCCAUCAGGGCUGUGUGGCCUUCUACCUGAAAGCAGGAAGAGGGGCUGGAGAGAUGGCUCAGUGGUUAAGAGCACUGGCUGCUCUUCCAGAGGUCCUGAGUUCAAUUCCCAGCAACCACAUGGUGGCUCUCAACCACCUGUAAUAAGACCUGGUGCCCUCUUCUGGACUGCAGGGACACAUGUAGGCAGAAAGCAGGAGGCAGCCAGAUGCAGGGCUUUCCAGGUGCUUUCUUUUGUAGAAGCAUCAGGUGCUCCUGAGGCCAUCAGCUGAGAGGUGGUGACCCUUCCUUGAUGGACAACAUUGUCAGAGGCCUUGCUUUGACACUUCCUUCUGUGAAGCUCAGUAAUAGGGAAAGAAAAAAGGGACUCCUGACCUCUUGGAGAAAAUGUGGAUAUAUUCCAGGUGUUUUAGGUUAACUCAGUGGAAUCACUUGUGGUUGGGGGAGGGGCUCCUCGUUGAUUUUAAAGAUGGCCCAAGCCAGUAAUUCAUUGAUCUGGGGGUAUUUUUAUUUUUGAGUAACUAACUUGCUACCUGAAACUGGUUCAUGUUAACAUCAAACAUAGAAGCUAAGAGUGUUAAAAGGGAAAGAAAGAAAAGGAAAAAUCUGCAACACAAAGGAGUGAGUUCUCAGUGGCACCAUGAAAUCUCUACCUCUUGGUGGUCCUGGAUCUUCCUGCUGAGGAAGCUGCUUACAGACAUGGAUCAAUAGAGUGGUGUGGAGAGUAGGCUGGAGACAUUAGAGAUGGAAAGGACAAACACUAACAAUUAGUAGCCAGAAUCUGUGGGUUCUGCCAGAUAAAUAUAAAAGGGACAAUUUUCAAAACUUCUCACCAGGCAUACAGUACUUUGUCAUAAACACUUUAUUAAGGUGACUCCACCAGGCAACAGAAGCCACCAAACACAUGAGUCCUGCUGACUUGGAGCCAAUGCUGUCCGGGCUCCCCACCUCCACAGAGAUCACCCCCGGAUCAGGACUGGGAACCACCCUGACUUGUUUUCAGAGAGGAGCGCAUGCCAAGCACUGCUGUCACUCUCUAAAGUGGGGUGGAGCUACUUACCAUGUGUGGGGUAGAGAGAGAGGUAGAGGACAGAAAAUGAUGAAGGACUUUUGAUUAUAUAUUCAAAUAUCAAGAGAAAAUUUUCCAAAUUUCCCGAACUAUUAGAUGGAGAAACUCAGAAACGAUUAAUUGUUAGUCAUAAAACCUGCCAAGAGUGCAUACCUCAGUGUAAAAGCUUGGAAAACAGUGUUCUUCUCAACCUUUCUUUCUACAGGACUUGAGUUGUCCAUCACCAUUUUCUGCUUCUCAUUGGCAGGAAGAUUGAAAAUGUCUAUUCCAAUGAAUGCAUUCUUGUGGAGAAACAAGAAUAUGACCUAAUCAGAUCAAAAUUCAUUUUGGUAUCAGACUGCCACCUGAGCCAUUAGUGAAUUUAGUCUUAACAUGUCUGACUGUUCCAUGAAAUGGCAACCUACCCACAGAUUCACUGGAACACUAGAUCAGUAAAAAGUAACAAGUUAGGAAAAUAAUGAAGUUCAGUCAGUUAAGAUAGGCCCUUCAGUACAAGACAAGCAGCACCGAGGGGCCAGCAAAAGCCCCGUGGCACAAAUACUUCUUUCUAUGGCUUAACCAAAUGUUCAAACACCAGUGAGUCAUGUACCCACUUUCCACCAUGGGUGCAGCUUCCUGACCAACUAGGACUUUGGUGGAUUUUCUAGAUUCAAGAUUACUUACACAACUUUUUUCCUUAGCAAUCCUGGGAGAGGCAUUCUGCCCUGGCUUGGAACAUGAGCCUGGAUCCCCUGAAAACAUGCUAUGUCUCCCAAAUAGAAUGUGGGCUGAGGGUAAUUGGGUGUGUUCUGUGGAACACACACGGUUGUUGGCUCUCCUGCAUGUCUGUCUAGCUCCAUUUUAGUCUACAGUAUGCAGUGAGUUUCCCAUGACACCCAUGGACAAGACUAAGGCAGAUACAACCUUGUUUUCAAUUCUGCUCUGGCACAUCUGGGGACAUUUCUGCUUCUAGCAUGCAAAGCUGGUCUCCUCUCAUGGCUGUUGUCCUUCUGUAGACUCAUGCCCUACCCACCCAUGCUGUUCAAAGGAGGUAGGUGUAUGUUUCCAUCCCACCAAGGCAAACACAUAUAGCCUCCAAAGCUCUAGCUGCCAGAAGACCCAGAAUAUCAGCUGAGGGCUUCCCCCACUGUUUGAGAGGAAGUCUCCUAGGGGAAAAGUCAGUGCUUACCACACCACUGACAGCAGCAAACAGCUCAUGCACAAAGGUGUGAGGGUGUCAGUGCCUUAACAAAGCCAUGUUUCCACUUCCGCGUUUAUUUCUACUGUUUGCUUCUCUAUUCUAAGUGUUAGGUAUUUGCCAUAGUGAGGGACUUUCUCUGAGCUGCUUGUAUGCAUACUGGGGCACCUCCUAGUUUUCCCAACCUUUAACACUGUGAGGAAAUUAUCCAGAAACACUCUCCUGUGAGGACAGAAACUCCUGCCUUCCAUCCCAAAGAAUUUGAGAGUUCUGGAACAAUGAAGAGGAAAGACCACUUUAAGAGCUUAUUUUAAAACCAACAGUGAAAACAGAGGAACCUGGGUUCCCUUGCUUUCUCACUAUGUGACUGUCUUGAUUUUCCUAGAAGCCGGUUUUUUUUUUUUUUUUUUUUUUUUUUUUUUUUGAGGGGCGGAGGAGGACAUAAGAACUGAUGGUUUUAACUUUUGGAGCAUCUUGACUGCCUGGGUUCUGCAGAUGGAUUCUGAAACAUUCCCUAAGUAGGGCACAGAAUUAAAAGUGAGAGGGUCUGUUACCAGUCUGUACAAAUAGCCAGGAGAGAGAUCUGAGAUACACCCUUUCUUCCAAAAAUUCAAAAAAUACUCUUGUUUUGGCUUGACUUUGUUCAUGGUAACACUACAGAGAGUUGGGAAAUUUCAGGCAGCAUUUAUGUAGAAAAUGAUAAAAUCCCGUGGCUCUUUUUCUAACACUGACUGAUAUAGAACUGACCAAAGCAGAAGCAAUGGACCAGACCCCAAUACAUGAGUUUCCAAAUCCAACAUAAUUUCCCUUCCUUUAUUAAAAAAUGGCUGUUUCAUCUUUUAAGCUGUACCAUUUGUAUAUAUCCAUCUGUAUAUGAUUUGGUGGGGAAAGGUGUUUAAAAUGAUCAUUCAAUAUUUCCCUCCUUUGAAAGUUUUUCUCCCACUUUGAACAAGUAUAUUAUUUGUAGGGUUUUUUUUUUCUGUUUUAAAAUAAAGUGAUGAGGAUACAUCCCACCAGACAGACAGACAUCUCUCAUCUAGAGGAAAAUAGCUCACAUUGAGUCUUGUUUUCAAUAGCAAACUCAUAUACUUCCUUCACAAUAGGUUAGCUGAUCUCUGAAGCCUAGGGUAAAUUAUAUAGUCAAGGCAUUUAGAGAUACAUUAUUGAAGAUUGUAACAAAAAAAUAAAGUGCAAUGAUUAUAAAUUUUAUGAUAAAUAUCUGCUGAGCGCCACUAUGCAUCAGGCCUGAUAGGGACAUAGCACAGCCUCUCCUCUGCACUGAAUGUCAUAGUUGAGUGGAAAAAGAAGUUGCAGAUGGAAUGAGACAGUCUGGUGAGUGCUCUAUCUCUGCCCUUACCCCAUCCCAUGGCUGAUGGCAUCCACUCUGCCCAGGUUGGAACAGUACUUCAGUUGUAGCUAUCCUUAUGUCUCCCUACCAGGUCCUAGGGCUACUGGGAGGCUAUUUCAAGUGUUUGUUGGAACUUAGAGAACCGUCUAACAGACUGGUCAUGGACAGAUUGAAAAUAUUUUUGGACAUGGGAAACAGAACCCAGAAUCUCUUGGAUUUUGGAAGAAGCACCAUGUUUUUGUCAGUUUGUUAGCAUGAAAGAAAACAAGGGUUGUCAUGAAGACUACUGUCCCUCAGUCUGGCCCAGCGCUCAGCUCCAUGUUCUGGCAUCAGUGGAUGUUAACAUCUUAACAGACACGGGGAGAGGGGGGGGGGUCCUUCCUGUGUCCACUGCUUCUAGGACAUACUUUCUGUGUCCAGUUUUAGAAUUAUCGACUCAGAAAGGCAGUGAAUAGCUGAGUGUAGUGGCACACACCUUUGAUCCCAGCACUUGGGAGGCAGAGCCAGGUGGGUCUCUGUGAGAUCAAGGCCAACCUGGUCUACAUAGUGAGUUCCAGGACAGCCAGGACUACAUAGUGAGACCCUAGCUCAAUAAUAAUAAUAAUUUUUUUAAAAAUGCAGUUUACAGGGGUCAACAUCCAACUGACCACCUUUCAGACCUAUGUAUUCCCCUGUGAACUUAAGAAUACUGUCACGACCUGGCCUGCUGUUUAGCCCAUCCCAUGAUCAAGCUCCUUGUAUGCUGUUGGAUUGUGCAUAUCUACACAUCAAACCAACCAUCUGUCCUUCCCAGGAGAGCUGGGGCCUCUGGUUGUAGGAACGGCCUGUUUCUCUUCCCUGCCUGACCCAGACUGGGUAAGGCUCCUGCCUUCUGUGUGCCCCAGUGCUUCACUGCCUUUGCACACACUGGCUCUUUGCUGGCAAGCUUCCUCUCCUAGCCUCCUUCCCAAGUUACCAAAAUCAUAUUCAGUCUUCAGGGUCCUGCCUACUUGGCACAGCGACCAUGAAGCCUUCUGUAAUCCUAAUGGGGAAACUGUCAGUGCCACCAACAUGGUGUAGUCCUCACUCAACCUGAACCCUGUGCUGCUCGGUCUGUGUUCUGUCGAGUUGAAGCUCCUUUGAGAAAGAGGGAUAGACAGACAGCAUCCCCAGAAGAACACAUCGAUCCCUCAGCCUUUCUUAGUGGCACAAGCAUAGUGAGUGACAUACUUAACAAAUAAUGACUUAAGUGGGUGACGGAUGCUUCUCUGUGUAACCUUAAAUGAUGAACCUUUUACCUUUGGUCUCCUCUGUUGAUUCAUUAUUCCCACUUUUGUUGGGGAUUAGGAAGUCUUCUAUGCCAAAUUUCCCCCUCUCCUUGCCAUUUCUUUUCAAAGCCUUCAGAAUCUUUGUGCUGUUCGGCAGUUAGAUUUCAUUUGCUUUUUAUAUAUUCUAAAGAUUCCAGCAUUGCCCAAAAUAUUUAAGUGACUUGGUUGUUCAGUUGGGAAAAAAUUUUUAUAUCCUUUUAAUUAGUUUGGAGUUUGUUUCUUCUGGGGAAAAAUCAUGCAUUUAGUUGUCAGAAAUAUCCCAGAGACAUGAAGGAUGGUGUUGAACUAAAAAAAAGCUGUGUUUUUAAGCAUCUAUGAGACCACCAGGCCCAGAACCCCAUCCUGGCCAUAGCUCUCAAGCCCUGGUGAAGAGACUGUGAAGGCUGAAUAUGGUUAAGGCUGCCCUUAGACCCAUUUAAUAUAAAGAUCCUUCUACCUUGUAUUGUGACUAGGAAGGUUGUUAGAUUAAGCUUUUUUUUUUUUUUUUUACAAUAUGAAGAUGAGAAGAAUACAGGAUACCCUAAAUGAAAAUGGCAUAAGAAAUUCAGAGAAGAAAUGAGGUUCCCAUAGUCAGCAAGGUAUUUUUCUGAGGUAAGUGCCAGUGUAAGACACUUACAGCCACAGGAAAAAGCUCUGUGGAGAAGUGAAAGUGUCUAUCACUCCUGAGACAAGUGAGGAUCUGGAAGGGACAGCUAACAUAUCAUCCAAACUUCCCAGAGAAGGGGCCUCUCUUAGCUUUGUGUCACCACCACCCACCAACAAAACCGAGGACGAACAAAUUAUGUGUUGCUUUUCCCCCAAAGCUCCUCAGUUUGAGUUCCUGGUUUCAAGUCUGAGAUACUUUCUAUCCUUGCAAUCAUUUUGACAUGCCCACAGAACUUUUCUUGAGGAACAUGUAGUUACAAAGAAUCACCACCAGGUGGAGAGCGUCUUCCUAGACUUAAUGCCAGAGUCUGAAGACGUCUUCACCCAAAAAACUCACGGUUUUUGUCUCUGUGCAGAUGGAGUCUUAUUUAUGAUUAUGCUCUAAGCUUAAAUGACACCAAUGGAUUGUGUAUCUUUUGUACUAAAAUGCUCAGGUUGAAUCAACUCCCCAGAGUGAAGAUCUCUCUCAGCCUUGGCCCAGUGUGUGCUGAAAUUCUGUUCUUUCUUAACAGUUCAAUAAGCACAUCCAUUGCUUUCAUAGUUUUUCUCUAGCUUGCUUGAGUCUUUCAGAUACUUUGUGCUAAUCUCCCUUAUUUUAUCCACACCUCCCAUUAGUUGACAUGGCAAUAUAUUUGCUUUAAAUCAUCAUAAUUUAUUUUGGAAAUUAUCUCUCCAAAACUUAAGCUUCAGGAAUCAAGUUUGCCUGAAUGGUCUCUCUUAUGAAAUACUAAUCAUGGUCCUGCUUGAAUGUACAUUUCCAGCUGACAUCUGGUGGUAACUCUCCUCUAUAAACUCACCUUUCACCUUAUACAUGUACACAUGUAUUAGCAUAACAUUAUAAAUGGAGUUUAUUACAUAAAGAAUGCAUUUUAAAAAGCAUCUCAUAACGUGAAAAUUGGGUUCCAAGAAAGGCCUAGCUAGGUAAACCCACCCCCAGACUCUUUCAGUCAGAAUAUCCAUGUAUUGAAAGCAGAAUCUUGGCCACCUUGGUGACAUGCUGUGAUUCUGAGAUAUUUAGAGUCUCAGGGCCUCUGAUGGCUGGGUCCUGGUGAAAGAAAUCACAUUUAAGUUAAGGGUGUCUUCACCAUCUGCCCGGACUUCUACUGUGAUGAUCCCAUCAAAACCCUCCCCAGUGGGCUUCAGACUCCCUCCACAGACACUUAAUCUGGUCCUCUUCCAGCAAAAGAAAUCAGAAGACAGGAUGUUCUUUCCUGAAGCUUAUUAAAACAUUAAAUCCUGGUGUUUUUCUCUAAAGGAAACUUUCUUCUGGCCACAAGGUCACCAGCUCCUACAGUGAGCUCUUAGCAGAUUCUGGUCAGCCUCCUUAGGGGGCUGGGGAAUAAUCGCUGUGACCUCAAGCCUGCUGGUUUUAUGGCACCACUCAGGUAGGCUCACCAUGCUAGCUUCAGCUUCUCUCAGGAGGCAAAGCACCCUGAGCCAGCCUGGACUUGAGCAGUGUUACUCACCAGCAAGCCACUGGGCCUCUUCUUUUGGAAAACAUUUGGCUUUCUUCUCUAUUUCACCAUUAUCCUCCUUUCAGACUUUCACGGGCUUCUAAAGAUCAGUUUGGUUGUAGAAAUAAACAGGAGAAUGAAAACUGGGAAGAACUUUGGGACAAUGCAGAGGCUGCCCGUAAGCUCCGAGCGCUCUCCCCAGUGCAGCCUUGACUCCCUUGUGGAUCUGGUGCAGUACGACCGCUCAGUUUUUGGUAUAAACCAUUAAAUAUUUUGUUUGAUUUUUUACUUGUCCAUAUAGUAAUCUUAGUGUUUUAUUCCUGGAACAGUCUCUCGGUCAGCAACAUUCCUUACUUAUGCUGAGAUUAUGAUUGCCUUGGCGGUUAGGGCUCAUUACUUUAGUUUUCUAGCCUGCCAGCUCUGAUGCAAAGUGAACACUCUCUCAGUGUGAAGGGCCCAGGGCUGUGCUUUCAGCUGUGCAGAAUGGGAGUUACCCAUGUUGGUUCAUGGAGUAGCCUCAGCGUGGGAAGAGAAGUCUGCAAGAAAAACUGUCAUUAACUUAAGGGGCCACUAACAUCUUCCCUAACCUGUCCCAGUUUGUCACCUCCUGUGAGAGAUAAGUGAGUGAGUGUGAUCUGCAAGCUUCACUUUAUUGGUGUUCAUUAAAGCAGAAUUCUAAAAAUGGGAAAACCAUCAGGCAGCUGGCAAGUCUCAGCCUCCUCCACACUGUCAUGUAAGCUGUCUUGACCAGUUUUCCUCCUGUUUGUUUGAAACCAGCUGGUAAAUGCAUUUGCAUGCAGUUCUUCAGCCUUACUGUGGAAUCGUUCAACUUGGCAAUAAGUAUUUUGCACUUGAUAGAAUCUCGAAGAUUUCUUCUGACCAAGAGAGACUCCAGCAAGCACUACCCUGAUGGAUGCUUUAUACAGUUGCAGAUGCUGCUGCCUAAACUCACUCACAUCUCUGUGCCUGCCUCCCAAGACAAGUCAGAUGUGGGAACCAAACCCCUCCAACCACCCCCCAACACACACACACACAUCUGUCCCUCUCAGAAUUAGUACUCCUUGUUUUCAUUUCCACACUUCUCCACAGAAUCUGGGCCUGUGGGAUCUAGGGCCCUAAGUCAUCAUAAACACCUCAAAAGUAAGAAAGCAUGACUUUGGUUUUCCUUUUCAAAAUUAUUUUCAUAAACAUUCCCACAUGCUUUCCCAUAUUCCCAGAAUACAGACUCUUAUUUACUUACUUAUUGAGAAUGCUUCCAAACCUGUAGUGUGAAUAGAUGUAGUUCAGUGACGUGUUUACUGUGGUUUAGGGUUCUGUACCUGCAGAACAUGCAGAUGCCCCACCCCUGAGCUGCACCCCAGCCCCUACAGAAGUGCUGCAGAGACUGUCUCCAGAGUCCUCUGGACCAUCAUAAGUACAGGCUUCUAGUCUGCAGUAUUAAUACUUUAAAAAAAAAUUAUCAAUGAUUUUUCAAGCCUUUCUUUUUCUUGUUGUCCUAUCAAUUAAAUCCAAUAAACAGAGGCAUAUGUUCAAAGCUCUACUGUGGGAAUAGUUGAACAUACAAGUACCAGCCUUUCCCAUUAAGAAACAGUCAAACAGGGAGACAAUGCUUAAGAAGUCUAACAAACAGCUGUGUCUGAGAAAAAUGUAAGAGAGAGCAGAGAAUAAAUAUAUCCUCACUGUCUCUCUCACUCUGACAAAGUAGCAAAAGAUUCCUUUCAGCUUCACUGAUUCAAUGUGGAUAUGGAACAUUCUGGAAGGCCAGCUCCCAUUUCUCAUUUGUGUUUAUUGUCCAGAAAGGACAAGUCUCUGGAGACAGUUGAGGCAAUACCAUCCAGAAUGAGUCAUCAGGCCUGACUUGCCACUCCUUUUGAUUCAGUCCUUCAGGGAGUCUGCCCUCAGGGAUCAAAGUCAGAAUGCAGGAUUAGGGCAUCUAAACAUUUUCUAAUUAGUGCACAGAUUCACUAAGUCACUACAAGGUGAACUCCACAUUAGCUCCUAAGAAGCAGUAUCUCCCCAGGUUCCCAUGGGGGAGUCUCUCCUGCCAUUGCAUUACAUGGCAAGAACAGGUGAUGUUUUGUUUUUGGUUUUUGCUUUCAGCAAAACACUAGUUUUCUUUGUUCAAUGAGGUUAAAGUUAGAGCCCCCACACCCCUUAAGAUUAGUCUGGGUUUGGGACAGCACAGAUAUAAUCAGUAAGCAUUCAGGUAUGGCGGCACAGCUACCCUUGAUGGGACUUAGUGAAUCUGCACAUUAAAUUAGAAAAUGUUUAGUAGAAACAUGCAGCAUAACUGCAUUUGAAAAUGAGAUUGUGCAGGCAGAUCUGAGUCAAGGCCAACCUGGUCUACAGAGAGAGUUGCUGGAUAGCUACACAGAGAUACCCUGUCUCAAAAUAAAUAAAUAAAUAAAUAAAUAAUAAGAAAAUGAGUGUGAUUUGAAAAUACUUGAGUUAUUUCCUGACCUCCAGGUGCCACUUUGAGCAUGACAGAUACCCAGGUAGGGAAGCACCGAAACACCUUACAGGUGUGUUGGCCAGUAUGGAAAGCCCACUUGUAGAAAGUCUAGAAAGUCAAUAGUGCCUGCCCCAUAGACAUUGUCAUUCCACUCUUAAGUCAGUUUUUCAAAUUCCCAAAUGUUUGUGGCAAUGAAAAGCAAUAAAUAGCUCAGGAGACUGGUUCUUUCUCAUUGGCAUAGUGCUGCAUUACAAAUGAUCAAAAACUGCAAGUCAUGUCUGCCACACUAAGAUACAAGACAUAACAGAGAAUCUUAAACACCCACAUGAAGAAACGGAAAGAAUAAAUCAAAUGUUUAAAAAAAAAAAACAGAAUAGGAGUUUGGGAGGUGACUGAGUAGGUAGAGUUUACCGAGCAAAUAUGGGGGCCUGAGUCAGGACCCUCAGAACACAGCAAACUCUGGGCAGGCAUGGAAGCCUCCUGUCAUCCUGACUCAGACGGUAGAGACAAGUGAGCCCCAGGGCAAGCUGGCUAGCUGAUUAGCUCGGGCUUCAAGUGGAAGGCCCUGUCCUGUAUAUAAGACGGAGAGUGAUGGAGGAAGAUAUCUGACAAUAACUUUGGACCUCCACAGGCACAUGCACACAUGUGCACACAUGCCCAACACACACACACAUGCACUCAAACACAAGCAAACACACCUGCAAAAGAAGGUGGAGUAGAAGUUUAGUUCUUAGCACAUUACAGCAGUUCUAAUAUGAUGGAACUCUUGUCUGUGGGAUGGAUGUGGUAAAAUUACUAUAUACAGUAGAUGGGUAGCCUCUCAGAAGGGCUGAAGUUUGCCUAAAGAAUGAGCUACUACAAGAGUCAGGUAAAGCUUUUGAAGCUAGUUAUUCUUCAGUUUAAUCAUCACCAACUAAUCUUCCUCUAGACAUGAACUGAUUUUAGACACCAUACAUGAAUAGAAGCAGCAAUCUAUUCAUUGUGCCAACUUCAUAGCUACUUCUGAAGAUCUCAUGACAUGCUUGCCUCUCUCAGAAGAGAUCUGCCUACUGCCUUUAGAAAUAGCAGAGCUAUUUCUAAAGACAUGGGGCUGUCAGGAUAAGUCCCUCAUCAGAUUAUUCAAUCCUGACCUUCAUUGGAUAUUAGUAUAAGAAAUAUAGUCUGCAUAUACCAGGCUUCAUGCUCCAGCCUGUUUACCAUCCUGAGUGUCUGGGUCCCUCAUAGAUUUCAGAACUCUCUGAAGGACUCUGAACACUGCCAAAGGCUUCAGAGAGGAGCUCUAACAAACAGGUCAGGAAGUCACUGGUAAUCAUGGCUUCUAGAGAAAUGGAUCCCAGAAUGUUGAUUUGCUGUUAGACACUAACUGUGUGACCAUGGCUUAGCUCUUGACUGUCCUGACUUCAUGCCUGCUGGAUGUCAGUUUUGUCCUGGGUAUUUGAAAGGUCACCCCAGGUGAGGGCAAGUGAAAGAUUUGGAAAUUAGCCCUCAGGAGAGCGUCUGAGUCAUCCCUUGGGCCAUCCUACAUCUCACAGUACAUUUCAGGAUCAGGCCCAGCUAAAGCUUGUGAAAAAUAGCCUUUUGGUUAGCUGGAAGGACAAAGAGGGGGCUCCCAGGAGCACAGACACAUAUCCACCUCCCUCAUAACAGGGUUGAAACUGCUAGGUAGGUCCUCACUGCCAACUUUCCAAGGUCCUCUGUCUGGCUUAAAGUUGACACCACCAGAAGUUAUUCAGGGAGGCUUUGAUCAAGUGAAGAGAAAUACUUAUUUCUGUGAGAAACUAAAUCUUCAGUUACUUAUGGGUGGUUGCCUGGCCGUGGGGGAGGGGAGAGGAAUUUGUAAAUCAUGGCUUUUGUUGUUGUUCUUUGGCCUUUGAUUUUGAAUUCUUGAGAGGCUGCUUCAAGCAAUAACAUGAGGUAUGCAAUAAUCCUGUCAGGUGGUAUGCCUGGGUUUGAGUUAGUCUUUUGCAUGUUGCCUGUUUACCCACACAGUUCACAUAGGGGCUAAAAAGCUUAACUUAUCAGGGAUGGAACUAGGUUUUACAGAGUUCCUUUAACAAACAAGCUUGCUACUUUCUCAUUUCUUCCUGCAUCUGCCUUGGGACUAUUAACUGCUAGGUCAUUCUGGCCAUUUUCAUUGAUGUCAUCAAAUGAGAAACACUUUCUUUAAAUCUCAAAGGCUUAAACAGCAAUGUAGAAAUCAACUCCCUAUCAUUUUAUUUUCCAAUCUAAUUCCUCACUGUCAUAUUUUUCAUUUUCCUGCAUCAGUUCCCAUGGUAACAAGUCUGUUGGCAGAGAAAAUACAACUCUGCUCUUAGCUUUCAGCACAAUGUAAAAUCCUUUUUAGGUAAGUGCGACAUAAACAAGCAGAGACUGGAGUCCUCUUGCUAAUGACAACAUUUUCUUAUCUCUUAUAUUCACUUUCCAUCCUGUCCUCAAGUAAGGCUCUCAUGUGCAGAGGCCUUCCAGGCAAUCACAGUUUCAAGGACUUAACCUUUGAGUUCCUGUGGCUUCCCUUUUCCAAAUGUCAAUAAGGUGAAUGCAUCCAUCAAGGCUGCACAGAAAAGCAACUUUCAAUCAAUUCCUAUAAAAAAUGCCCUCAGUAUUUCUGAGGAAAUAAUCUGUCCUGAACUGAGCCUUAAAUCAGGGUCUAAUGCCAAGAUAAUGAAAGGCAUUUAAGCAGAUUUCUUCCCAGUAAAUAAAUGCAGAGGCCAAGUUCUAAGCUCUUGAAAAGAAGUGAAGACUCAGGUGUGGAACACAGACAUGGUCCUGGCAGCUGCCUGCACACAGGGAAGCUUCAGUGGAGACAAUUCACUACCAAGUAUGAAAAGGCAAGUAAUUGCAUCCGACUUGGUGAAGUACUUACACCUGCGAUCCCAGCAAUGAGGGACUAAGUCAGAAGUGUUACAAGUUUGAGGCCAGUCUGGGCUACAUAAUAAGAUCUUGCAGGGACUGGGAAUGCAGGUACUAGGUCCAAUUCCUAGCACCUAAAAAAAUCUACUGAAGCAAAGGAAAUGGAGUAUAGAGAUGGAGAAAGGGGAGAGGAGCUUACAGAAAGCCCAACCCCAAGAUCAAAUGUUUUAAACUUCAGGUUCCUCUGUGGCUUGGCACUGACAGCCCCAACUACUGCCUCAGUGCCCAGGAAGCAACAGGGCUGUCAGAAGCUGAACAGGAGUUACCCAAAUAUGUGCAGAUUUUUUUUUUCAAGAAAAUGAAUUAAUUCAGGGGAAUGAAAAUAGAUAUUAAAUAAAAUGUGGUUAUCUCAACUAUAGUUAGGAAAACGAUCAAAUGUAAAUGAUCUCUUUCUUGCGUAGUCUAUGAGACACUUAAGCACCAAGUUAGCUGCUUAUAUUGUAUAAAGGUAUUUUUGGCUGUUCAAAGGUUAUUUUCCUAUAUUAAAAAGUUUCUUAUAUUAAAACCUUUUAUUAUAACUCAGGUUUUGUGUCUCUUAGACACACAUUUUUCUUUGCUAGUUUGUUUUGCACAGCUGGAGUCUGAGGUUGGAUGAUGCCUGGGUAUGACAGGUCAGCUGAACUGCCUGAUAGCUAGACUAAGGAAAGCACUUGACACAUGGGCAAACCACAUGGUUUUUCAUAGCUUUCCAUUCCUCCACUCAAAAAUAGUUUGCUGGGAAUCUUACAUGAUUUUGUUUGUUUUUGAAAGUCUCUGGAAAAACCAAGACGAAUCUCUCAGGCAGAUAAAGAAUUUCCUGUAUUUGCCCGAAUGUACUGUUUAAAUAAAUAUUACUUUCAAUACUCAUUUUUCCACUCAGAGGGCACUCACUGGUCUCAGACCAAGAAGAAGACAUCUGGCUUAGAUUAGGAUAGCUGAGUGCUGUUUUACUCUUAGGAAGCUUUGUUAUGCUUUGAUGACAGUGUCAAUGGACUGCAACAAAUGUUUCGUAUUUCUGCUCUGAUUAUUAGACAUUUCCUUUGCUUCCCUCCUCAAAAGAGCAAGCCUUACUAUGAUGUCUGUUUGAAGUAAAGGAAAAGGUAACUGACAGG
Molecule: messenger RNA, 21509 nt
Organism: Peromyscus leucopus (white-footed mouse)
Lineage: Eukaryota; Metazoa; Chordata; Mammalia; Rodentia; Cricetidae
Gene: Lrrc7
Product: leucine rich repeat containing 7
Exons: 27
Coding region: 1441-6168 (1575 amino acids)
Biological process (GO): neurotransmitter receptor transport, endosome to postsynaptic membrane; neurotransmitter receptor transport postsynaptic membrane to endosome
Cellular component (GO): adherens junction; postsynaptic membrane; postsynaptic density
Molecular function (GO): protein binding
Source: RefSeq, a predicted model, not a curated record